Molecule: messenger RNA, 1941 nt
Organism: Eimeria acervulina
Lineage: Eukaryota; Apicomplexa; Conoidasida; Eucoccidiorida; Eimeriidae
Product: Heat shock protein, related
Exons: 1
Coding region: 1-1941 (646 amino acids)
Biological process (GO): protein refolding; cellular response to unfolded protein
Cellular component (GO): cytoplasm
Molecular function (GO): ATP hydrolysis activity; misfolded protein binding; ATP binding
Source: RefSeq, a predicted model, not a curated record
AUGUCUGAGGCCCCGGCAGUAGGUAUAGAUCUCGGGACGACAUAUUCAUGUGUAGGUGUGUGGAAGAACGACGGUGUAGAGAUUAUAGCGAAUGAUCAGGGUAAUAGAACGACACCGUCUUAUGUUGCAUUUACAGAUACAGAGAGGUUAGUAGGAGAUGCAGCAAAGAAUCAGGUCGCAAGAAACCCUGAAAAUACUGUCUUUGAUGCUAAAAGAUUAAUCGGAAGAAAGUUCGAUGAUCCGGCUGUACAGGCAGAUAUGAAACACUGGCCGUUUACAGUUAAAGCAGGUCCAGGAGGCAAGCCUCUAAUAGAAGUUAAUUAUCAAGGCAGCAAGAAGACCUUUCAUCCUGAAGAGAUAUCAGCAAUGGUCUUGAUGAAGAUGAAAGAAAUAGCUGAAGCAUUCAUAGGGAAAGAAGUUAAAGAAGCUGUUAUUACUGUACCUGCAUAUUUUAACGACUCACAAAGACAAGCAACAAAAGAUGCAGGGACUAUCGCAGGAUUAAAUGUCUUAAGAAUUAUUAAUGAGCCUACUGCAGCAGCUAUUGCAUACGGUUUAGAUAAGAAAGGACACGGGGAGAUGAAUGUGCUUAUCUUUGAUAUGGGAGGGGGUACCUUUGAUGUAUCUUUAUUAACAAUUGAAGACGGUAUUUUUGAGGUUAAAGCUACAGCUGGAGAUACACAUUUAGGAGGUGAAGACUUUGAUAAUAGACUUGUAGAUUUUUGCGUUCAAGAUUUCAAGAGAAAGAAUAGAAGCAAAGAUCCGAGCACAAACAGUCGUGCAUUAAGGCGUCUUCGUACACAAUGUGAAAGAGCAAAAAGAACAUUAUCAAGCAGCACACAAGCAACAAUUGAGAUAGACUCUUUAUUUGAGGGUAUUGAUUAUUCUGUCUCCCUCUCUAGAGCUCGCUUUGAAGAACUAUGCAUGGAUUACUUCAGGAACUCUCUUGUACCUGUUGAAAAGGUUCUGAAAGACAGCGGCAUUGAUAAACGCAGUGUACAUGAAGUAGUACUUGUCGGUGGAUCUACUCGUAUUCCGAAGAUACAGCAACUUAUUCAAGAGUUUUUCAACGGUAAGGAGCCUUGCCGAUCGAUUAACCCUGAUGAAGCUGUUGCAUAUGGUGCUGCAGUUCAAGCAGCAAUAUUGAAGGGGGUUAACAGCAGUCAAGUACAAGAUCUAUUACUAUUAGAUGUUGCACCUCUAUCAUUAGGUUUAGAAACAGCAGGGGGUGUAAUGACGAAAUUGAUUGAAAGAAAUACAACAAUACCUACAAAGAAGUCUCAGAUCUUCACAACAUAUGCAGAUAAUCAGCCGGGUGUACUUAUUCAAGUCUUUGAAGGAGAGAGAGCUAUGACUAAGGAUAAUAAUCUCUUAGGUAAGUUUCAUUUAGACGGUAUUCCGCCGGCACCGAGAGGCGUACCGCAGAUAGAGGUGACGUUCGAUAUUGACGCAAACGGUAUUAUGAAUGUAACUGCAACAGAAAAGAACACCGGUAAAUCAAAUCAAAUCACUAUUACAAACGAUAAAGGACGACUAAGCCAAGGUGAAAUCGAUAGGAUGGUAGCUGAAGCUGAGAAAUAUAAGGCUGAAGAUGAAGCAAAUAAACAAAGAGUAGAAGCUAAGAAUGCACUUGAAAACUAUUGCUAUUCAAUGAGAGGUACUAUGGAGGAUGAAAAGAUAAAGGAUAAGAUAUCUGCUGAAGACAGAGAGGCUGCAACAUCUGCUAUUCAGAAGGCAUUAGACUGGCUUGAUAAGAAUCAGCUAGCUGAGAAAGAAGAGUUCGAAGCUAAACAAAAAGAAGUUGAAGCUGUAUGCACGCCUAUUGUUACAAAGAUGUAUCAAUCAGCUGCAGGAGCUCAAGGCGGUAUGCCGGGCGGUAUGCCGGAUAUGUCUGCAGCAGCAGGAGCAGCAGGAGGCCCUACUGUUGAAGAAGUUGAUUAA